AUGCACAAGCAAAUCAUGAGUUUGGUGGAUACUUUUUCCAAACUUGUCCAAAAAGCCAUCAUCGAUGCCUUCACUACAUGGGCCAGAGCGAUUGAAUGUAAUUGCAACUCGGGAGCAUGCAACAGCUUAGUUGGAGCCACAUAUUAUCCAUCGUGUAAACCCCGUCUUCAACGCUACUCUCCAUAUGGUAACCCUCCUCCACCGUCUCCACAGUAUUCACCACCCCCACCGCCUUCACAGUCUUCACCGCCACGUUCUCGCUGCCCUCCUGUUCCGACGACAGGCUGUUGCAACCAACCACCAGGUCCACCACCUUCGACGAUGUAUUCUCCUCCGUAUCCUUAUUUUUAUACUCCUCCUUAUCCUUACGGUACUAUUGGCGGAGGGGGACAAGGCGGUGGCGGCCAAGGAGGAGGAGGAGGAGGAGCCGAAGGCGGUACAACCGGUUCAGCGAUGGCUUACUAUUCCUCUUCCAUUCCCGUAUAUGUUUUGAUGCUUGUGUUAGCUAAUGCUUUUAUUGUCUUUUAGGUCAUACAUAGGUUUCAGAUAAAUAUUAAAAGCCUAU
This is a messenger RNA of Arabidopsis thaliana (thale cress), 565 nucleotides long. Its product is annotated as hydroxyproline-rich glycoprotein family protein. The transcript has 3 exons. Bases 1 to 528 code for a protein of 175 amino acids. The record is from RefSeq and is marked reviewed. Lineage: Eukaryota; Viridiplantae; Streptophyta; Magnoliopsida; Brassicales; Brassicaceae.